Messenger RNA from Cyclopterus lumpus (lumpfish), 1821 nucleotides. RefSeq names its product YY1 transcription factor a (gene yy1a). Bases 116 to 1168 code for a protein of 350 amino acids. The record is from RefSeq and is a predicted model, not a curated record. Lineage: Eukaryota; Metazoa; Chordata; Actinopteri; Perciformes; Cyclopteridae. Gene Ontology annotation, cellular component: transcription regulator complex; PcG protein complex. Gene Ontology annotation, molecular function: DNA-binding transcription factor activity, RNA polymerase II-specific; RNA polymerase II cis-regulatory region sequence-specific DNA binding. The transcript is spliced from 5 exons. Gene Ontology annotation, biological process: regulation of transcription by RNA polymerase II.
UACAGUACAGUAGUGUAGAGUUGUUGUAGGAGAGGGAGGAGGAAGGCUGAGUUUAGACAGGAGGAAAAGAGAGUGUAAAAAUAGCGUAUACGGAGUAGGAAAUACAAUAUUUAUCAUGGCGUCGGGGGACACUCUGUACAUAGAAACGGACGGGUCAGAAAUGCCAGCCGAAAUAGUGGAACUGCAUGAAAUCGAAGUAGAGACAAUCGAGACCACAAUUGUUGGAGACGACGGUGAACACCAGCCGAUGAUCGCGUUACAGCCUCUGGACUCAGAUGAUCCACACUCCAUUCACUCGCACCAAGAGGUGAUUUUGGUGCAAACGAGAGAGGAGGUGGUGGGCGAAGAUGACUCUGAACUGAACACGGAUGACGGGUUUGAGGACCAGAUCCUCAUUCCGGUGCCUGCCGUGGAGGAGGACUAUAUCGAACAGACUCUUGUUACUGUCGCCGGGAGAAGCUCUUCGACAGGCCGGAUGAAGAGGGCUGGAAGCGGGAAGAAAGCGGGCAAAAAGAGCUACCUGAGCGGGGGAGAAAUGGGCAGGAAGUGGGAACAGAAGCAGGUCCAAAUAAAGACUUUGGAGGGCGAGUUUUCAGUGACUAUGUGGGCAUCGGAUGACAAGAAGGACAUAGACCAUGAGGAGCAAAUCACAGGGGAAAACUCUCCUCCAGAUUAUUCUGAAUACAUGACGGGGAAGAAGCUUCCUCCUGGAGGUAUCCCAGGCAUUGACCUCUCAGACCCCAAACAGCUGGCAGAGUUUGCCCGAAUGAAGCCAAGAAAAGUAAAAGAAGACGAUGCACCAAGAACGAUAGCCUGUCCACAUAAAGGAUGUACCAAGAUGUUCAGGGACAACUCCGCGAUGAGAAAGCACUUGCACACCCACGGGCCUCGCGUGCAUGUCUGUGCAGAGUGUGGCAAAGCCUUUGUGGAGAGUUCAAAACUGAAAAGGCAUCAACUGGUACACACGGGAGAGAAACCUUUCCAGUGCACAUUUGAGGGCUGUGGCAAGCGGUUCUCUCUGGACUUUAACUUGCGCACACAUGUGCGCAUUCACACUGGCGACCGCCCGUAUGUGUGCCCCUUUGAUGGCUGCAACAAAAAAUUUGCCCAGUCAACCAACCUGAAGUCUCACAUCCUCACACACGCCAAAGCCAAAAACAACCAGUGAAACGACAACGACUCAAGCAUACGCUGGAGGACUUGGCCUGUAUCGCCGCUUCUUGACAAACUGUCCCGUGGCCUGCUUUGUUGUGAAACAAGAAGUCCCCUUUGUAUUAUCUUUAGAUGAAAGGUUUUUGAGAAAUGACCUUUUCUCAAACUUUUUAAUAAACUUAUGGCGGUUUGAACAAGGAACUCAUGAGAACCCCAACCCCCUCAGGCAUCUCUCUACCCUACUUUGGUGCUGACUGGAUGGAACAAUUUACGCUUUCUUCUUGUGAAGAUGUUAAUUCAUGGAUCUGCACCUAAAGCAUAUUUAUACCUUAACAGAGCCAUUUAAAAAGUGUUUGCAAUAUGUAAAAUUUGCAUCAAUCCUCAGCAAUGAUACCUUUUCAAUUUUCUACUUUCCCCAAGUGUGCAUAUUGUACACUGUUUGACAUUAAGCUCUGGUAAUGUAUGUAGUAAGAUUGUCCCUGUAGCUCUUAUUAGGUUUCACAGUUCGUUUUAACUUUCCCUUUCCCUUCAUCUGAGUUUUUCGAGAGGGGUCUGGGUGAUCUUUGCAUAUAUUCAUUUUGUACAACGCAAUAUCAGAAUCAUGUAGAUAGCCAUGUGAUUUUCAAUAGCGGUCACCAAUUAAAAUGUUUUUCUCCCUUGCACUACAAA